Molecule: messenger RNA, 3201 nt
Organism: Cotesia congregata
Lineage: Eukaryota; Metazoa; Arthropoda; Insecta; Hymenoptera; Braconidae
Source: the annotation of a GenBank genome assembly
AUGAGUGAAUUAUCGAACAGAUCUAAGAAAGAUAAAAAUCAACAUAUUCAAGUGUUUGUGCGAGUGAGACCGUCAAAUCAAAGUGAAUCAUGUGGAAAAUCUUUCACUGUUAUCGAUGUACCGAGUUACAAAGAAGUCCUGGUGCGAGAACGACCACAGGACAAAGUUUCCAAGAAAUUUACAUUUGAUAGAGUUUUCGGACCAAAAUCUAAACAGCUGGACGUCUAUACAGCAGUGGUAAAUCCUUUUGUAGCAGAAGUACUCGCUGGUUACAAUUGUACCGUAUUUGCUUAUGGACAAACAGGUACAGGAAAAACAUAUACGAUGGAAGGUGCCGGUAGUGAUCCAGCAGCAUCUUGGCAGACGAAUUCAGAUGCUGGAAUAAUACCACGAGCAUUGAGUAAUCUCUUCGAUGACCUACGCCUUGGAACGCAGGAGUAUACCGUAAAGGUAUCUUUUCUCGAACUGUACAAUGAGGAAUUAUUUGAUCUGCUGUCAUCACACGAAGAUGCUUCAAAACUCAAAUUAUUUGAAGACUCAACAAAAAAAGGCUCAGUAAUAAUCCAAGGCCUCGAAGAAGUAAUAGUCCACAAUAAAGACGAAGUUUACAAAAUCCUCCAACGUGGUUCCGAAAAGCGCCAGACCGCGGCGACUUUAAUGAACGCUUCCUCCAGCCGUUCUCAUACAGUAUUUUCCAUAACCGUGCACAUGAAAGAAUGCUCCGUGGAAGGCGAGGAGCUUAUCAAAACCGGUAAACUAAACCUAGUAGACCUCGCUGGCUCCGAAAACGUAGGCCGUUCCGGCGCAGUAGACAAGCGAGCCCGCGAAGCUGGCAAUAUAAACCAAUCCCUCUUAACUUUAGGCCGAGUUAUAACCGCUUUAGUAGAAAGAGGUCCCCAUAUUCCCUACCGAGAGUCCAAACUCACUCGUUUACUCCAAGAUUCUCUCGGAGGAAGAACCAAAACUUCUAUAAUUGCGACUAUAUCUCCCUCUUCUUUGAAUCUAGAAGAAACUCUCUCUACUUUAGAUUACGCGCAUCGCGCUAAGAAUAUCACCAAUCGUCCCGAGAUCAAUCAGAAACUCACUAAAGCUACUUUGAUAAAAGAAUACACGGAAGAAAUUGAGCGAUUGAAGCGCGACUUGCUUGCAACUCGCGAGCGCAAUGGCGUUUAUUUAUCUUCUGAAGAUUAUGAUCGUUUGGUGGCUAAUAAUACCUCCCAAGGGAAAGAAAUUGAAGAGAAAAUUCAAUUUAUUAAAGUUCUUCAAGAAGAACUUGAAAAUAAAUCAAAAUUAUUUGAAAAAGUGAGUUAUAAGCUUGAAAAAACUUCCUUGAAAGUCAAAAUUAUAAAGCAGGAUCGGGACGAGCAAAAAUAUUUAGUAGAUAAUCUAGAAAAGAUUAAAGAAAGCUUGUCGAGCCAAGCUCAGACUCUUUUGCAAGUCGCUGACACUGCUACCGAUCAUACUAAUCGCUUGCAUGAUAAAAUAGCGAGGAAGAAUAAAGUUGAGGAUCUAAAUGACCAGCUUUGUAAAUCUUUUGUCUCCAGAAUUAGCGAGUCGUUGAAAGAAUUGAUUACUGAUGUUAACAAAUACUCUUCUGAGGUUAUAAAAGAGUCUAAGGGUGUCAAAGAAUUGAUUUCUGAACGCUCAGAUGGUUGUAAGAAAAAUCUUGAAGGAUUUGUGGAAAAAAGAGAGAAAGAUUUGGAAAAAUCUGAAGGAAAUUUGAAAGAAUUUGAAGAAGUAACUUGUGCUAAUGCUGCGAAUUACAAAAGUUUGUUUGAAAAUAUUGUAAUAAGUACUAGAGAAAUUGAUGAGGAGGAAAAAAAAAAGUUGAUUAAUGUUUCCGAACACUUUGCUAAUGAGAUAAAAAGAUUGGUGAACAAUCAGAUUGCGGAAAAUCUAGCUAGUGUUGAAAAAGAUCUUCAGAAUAAGUUGAGAUGUUUGAGGCAGCAUUUGCAAGUUACUGUUACAGAUUUGUACUUGACUAUGAAUGAAAAAAUGAAUUUGGUUGGGAGUAAGCUUGCUAAUCUUGAAGAACAAAUCAAGAUUAGGGAAGAUUGUAAUGUGGUUAAUAAAAAUAAAGAGGAAAAGUUUGAUGAACUGAUGAAAGAAAUGAUGGAUAAUUAUUUGGAAUUGAGAAAAGGGAUUAGGAGUGAACGUGAGAAGGAUUCUGAGGUUACUAAAGUUUGGUUGGGAGAGUUGGAGAUUGUUAAGGGAGAGGUUAAGGAGGUUUGUGAGAAGCACGAAGGGUUGAAGAGUUUUGUAGACUCGGAGGUUACUAAUAAUGUUAAGGGGAUUCAGGAGGUGAUUGGGGAGAGUGUUAAGGUCAAUUGUGGAAUUGCUAAGGAGACUAUUAGCAGUGGAGAGAAAUUAGCGGAGAAGUUUAAGAGUUUGUUGGGUGAUGCCAGUCAGAUUGUGAGUGAUUAUAGAGAAAAGGUUGAAGAGAAGAUGGUUAAGGCUGCAGAAUUGGUUGAGAAGGAUAAGAAUGGGUUGAAGGAGAAGGUUGGAGGGUUUAAGGAGGUUUUGGGGAGAGAUCUUAAGGAGGAUUGUGGGUUGAUUGAGGAGUAUGCAGAGGAAGUUUUGGAGAUGAGUAGAGAGGUUGGAAGGAGUGUUGAGGAGGUUGAAAGGAAGGUUGGAGGGCAAAAGGAGGGUUUGGUUGGAAAUGUGGAGAAGAUUGAAGGAAGCUUGAAGCGCUUCUUUGAAGAUGAAGUUAAGAAGGAUACUCCUACUGGAGCGACUCCGGUUAAGAAAGAUUUUGAGUAUCCCAGGAAGAUUGUGGAGAUGUCCCCCAGGGAGAGGAUUGUGGAGAAGUUCAGGAAGUGGAGGGAAGAACAUCCUGAGGAUGAGGAGGAGGAGGAGGAGGAGGAGGAUAAUGAGGAACUGGAUGUUACUUUAGCGAGUAAUUUGAACGAAACUGAAGUGGUUCCUCCGACUCCAGUUCAAAGAUCUAGAUCUAGAUCUGUUGAUAAGGUUAAGGAGGCUGGGACGAAAUUGUUUACUGCUAGGUCCGAGCAGCAGAUUAAUCUAGAGCUUUCGGAUUUCCAAAGGAGUAGUUUGACUUCUGGGGAGAAUUCUAGUGAUGAGUUUAUAUGUAAUAAUAAGGAGAAUGGGAAGAAGCGGAGUGGAGAUAAGAGGAUUUCUAAGCAGCCGAAAUUUGUUCCGAGGAAAUAUUCUAAGAAAGUUUUAACGAGCCAUAAUGAUUAG